Messenger RNA from Grosmannia clavigera kw1407, 7995 nucleotides. RefSeq names its product polyketide synthase. The coding region runs from base 1 to 7995 and encodes 2664 amino acids. Lineage: Eukaryota; Fungi; Ascomycota; Sordariomycetes; Ophiostomatales; Ophiostomataceae. The record is from RefSeq and is a predicted model, not a curated record. The transcript has 7 exons. Gene Ontology annotation, biological process: fatty acid biosynthetic process; secondary metabolite biosynthetic process. Gene Ontology annotation, molecular function: fatty acid synthase activity; phosphopantetheine binding; protein binding.
AUGACGGUAUCUCUACGCACCUCACUCUCCAAUGUCCAGGACGCGACAAGCUUUUUGUUUGGGGGUCACAUUGGGCCACAAAGCAAAAAGUCACUGGACAAACAUGUACGACAGAUCGUAGACGGUCCUAACAGAGAAUGGAUUCUCGAGGCCUUGGCAGACCUGCCACGGUAUUGGGAUGCCAUGGCCGAGAAGAUGCCUGAAGUGGCUGGCACAAUGCAGGGUGCCACUCUGCUUGCUGAGAUUGACUCCUGGUUUCGACAUGGUCCUGACUCUGUUAGCUCGCUGGACCCCGACAAAGAAAUCCCCGACCUUUGGAUCGGCAUUCUCAUGGUUGCCAUCCAGCUGGACCAGUACUGGCGCUACCUGGAAUUUCGAUUCAGCGGUGCGACCGGUCUCGACGGGAAGGAUCUGCAAGCAGAGCUGGUGAAGCAGCAGCGGCAGCAGGAAGAGGAGUCUCGGCUGGAAGGAGCCAACAAGGCUGAGACUGCGGGAUUCUGCGCCGACAUGAUCGCGGCAGUGGCAGUCGCCAGCUCGCAUGAUCGUGCAGAGUUCCAGAAGUACGGUGCCACGGCUCUGCGGAUCGGUGCCUUGAUGGCCGCUCUGGUAGGGGCUACAGAAGCAUGGACGAAGGAGUCCGGGAAGGGGGGAUCUGUGUCGCUGGCGACGGCGUGGCGAACGCGCAGACAGGGCGAAGACAUGGCGCACAUUGUGUCCAAGGCAUUCCCCGACGCCUAUGUCUCGGUCCUGUUUGACGAGUGCCGGUCUACGGUGACGGCAUCUGAGCGUCUAGCCCCCAAGCUGGCGCGUCAGCUCCGGGCAGCCGGCAUCACGGCCGUGCCGCUGGCGUUUCGAGGCCAGCUGCACACGCCGACGGCAGAGCGCGAACGUUUGACGGAAACGCUGAUUGAGGUGUGCCACGCACUGCCGGGUCUACAGUUUCCCGAUGCCGCGCUGCUGGCCUUGCCCACAUACCUCGACCAGCCAGACGGAAAGCCGGUCUCGGGCGAGGAGGUCGACCUGGUCGGCAUGGUUCUUCGAUCGAUCCUGACCCGGCAGCUGAACUGGACCAGCACCGUUUCGGGGCUGGCAGCCAAGCACGAACACGCUUCCCUCAUCGCCUUUGGCCUGGACCGGCCGCUGCCACCGACUCUUCUGCGCACGUUUGGACCGAAGCAAGUCCAUUUCGAAGAAGUCGGAGCGGAGAUGCCUCACCGUGCCGAGGUGACGGUUAAACGGGGAGGGUCUGACGACAGCUUUGACGACAGCUUUGACGACGGCUUCGACGACGUGGUGGCUGUCGUGGGCAUGUCCAUCCAAGUGGCAGGUGCACGUGACCUGAACGAGUUUGAGGCGAUGCUGAAGACGGGCGAGUCGCAGCAUGAGAUCAUCACGCCGGAGCGCAUGACAUCCGACAUGUUGUUCCGUCCCAAGACAGACGCUGACCGAAAAUGGUAUGGCAACUUCAUGCACGAUGCCGACGCGUUCGACCACACGUUCUUCCGGAAGAGCCCACGCGAGUCGAUGGCGAUCGAUCCGCAGGGCCGACUCUCGCUGGAGGCGACAUACCAUGCCCUCGCGCAGUCUGGCUACUUCAAUGAGCUGUCUACGGCUGAUGCGGCCUGGCAGGAGCGGUACCGAAGGAUUGGCGUCUAUGUCGGGCUGUGCUCGUACGAAUACGACGUCAACAUCCACUGCCAUCCCACCAGUGCCUUUACGGGAACCGGAGAGCUGCGCAGCUUCAUCCCCGGACGGGUGUCGCAUUACUUUGGCUGGACGGGACCGUCUCGGACCUUUGACACGGCCUGCUCGUCCUCGACCACCGCUCUUCACACGGCCUGUCGGGACGUGCUGUCCGACGAGGUGCCGGCUGCCAUCUGCUGCGGCGUGAAUGUGCUGACUAAUCUGCAAUGGACACAGAACCUGGCCGCCGGCAGCUUCAUCAGCCCGACGGGCCAGUGCAAGCCUUUUGACGCGGACGCGGACGGCUACUGUCGCGGCGAUGGUAUUGCCUACGUCUUCCUCAAGAAGCUGUCGACGGCCGUGGCGGACGGCAACACGAUCCUGGGCACGAUUCGAGGCACCGGCAUCAACCAGAAUCUCAACUCGACGCCGCUGUUUGUGCCCAACGUGCCGUCCUUGUCGACGCUCUUCCAUGACGUGAUGCGGAAAGCGCGCGUGGAUCCGGGCCACGUCUCCCUGGUCGAGUGUCACGGCACAGGCACGCCCGUCGGCGAUCCUGCCGACACUGUCCUGCCCAUCGGCUCUGUCAAGGGCCACAUCGGCCACACGGAAGGCGCGUCCGGCCUGGUGGCCCUGAUCAAGGUGCUCCUGAUGAUGCGGCACAGCUUCAUCCCGCCACAGGCCAGCUUCCAGACGAUGAACCCCUAUAUCCAGGCAGAGCCGUCCGACAAGAUGGAAGUGGCCACGUCGCUGCGGCACUGGCCAGGCGACAAGAAGGUGGCGCUGAUCAACAACUAUGGAGCCUGUGGCUCCAACUCGAGCGUGGUCGUAGCCCACCUGGCUUCUGAACGGUCGAAAAAGCAGACGGCCUCGUCCUCAUCUUCGUCACCUCGACUGCCCUUUUGGAUCACCGGCCUCGACAUCCGCAUAUCGCCGCCUACAGUGCUGUACUGGUCGAAUCCUGCUCUGCCGCAAGGACUCAUCUUCAGCUGCCGUUCCCUGGACGAGCUGCAGGAAAGGCUGGCUAGAGCAGCUACGGCGACCAAGGAGACGGCAGCGAGCGCGGACAUUGCGCCAGUCCCGGCGGAGAGACCGGUGAUCCUGUGCUUUGGGGGCCAGGUUUCGACCUCUGUCGGUCUCGACCGUGCCGUCUACGAAGAGGCUGCCGUGUUCCGGUACCACCUCGACGCGUGUGAUGCGGCCAUCCGGGAGAAUCACGGCCUAGACAGCAUCUACCCAGACAUCUUCUCGAGUGAGCCAUACGGGGACGUCGUCAAGCUGCAGACGGCUCUCUUUGCGGUGCAGUAUGCCUCGGCCAAGAGCUGGCUCGACUGUGGACUUGCCGGCAAGGUCGUGGCUGUUGUCGGCCACAACUUUGGCGAGAUCACAGCUCUUUGUGUGGCCGGUGUUCUGAGCCUCAAGGACACCGUCCGACUGGUUGUGGCCCGGGCACAGCUCGUGCAGAGUGCCUGGGGACCCGACACCGGCGCCAUGAUGGCCAUCGAGGCCGACGAAGCACAGGUGCACGACGUGCUCCAGAAAGCCAACACGGACUCGACCUCUGCCACAUCGGCUGCCAUUGCCUGCUACAACGGGCCGCGCAGCUUCACGAUCGCCGGAUCGACUGAGGCCAUCGACGUAUUCGCCGGACAGCUCGACCGAGACGGACGCGGGCUCAAGAACAAGCGUCUCAACGUGACCAAUGCCUUCCACUCGGCCCUGGUGGAGGAUCGUCUCAUCAAGCGCCUCGACGAAGUCGGCAGAAAGCUGACCUUCCACCAGGCCGCCAUUCCCAUUGAGCGGGCCACCGAGCAUGGCAAUGACAGCCAGCCGGACUGCACCUUUGCCGGCGCCCACAUGCGACAGCCCGUCUUCUUCCGCCACGCUGUGCAGCGGCUUGCCCAGAAACACCCGCAGGCCAUCUUCCUCGAGGCCGGCUCCAACUCGACAAUCGCUGUCAUGGCUUCGCGAGCCCUCGAUCCAUCGACAUCGACGUCGGAUGCACACCACUUCCAGUCGAUCGCCAUCACCAAUACGAAAAAGGGCGUCGACCGGCUCACAGAGGCCAUCGUCGAGCUCUGGAAGCAGGGCCUGCGCGUAUCCUUUUGGCCGCACCACCGCAUGCAGACAAGCGAAUACGGGCCGUUGCUGCUGCUGCCGCCAUACCAGUUUGAAAAGUCGCGCCACUGGCUCGAACUCAAGUCGCCCAUCGAGCAAGCCCUCCAGGUGGUCGCACAGGUCGAUGGAGGAAGAAAACACGUCGGGGCCGUCGACCCCAAAACGCUUCCUCUCUGGACCUUUCUCGGCUUCCAGGACGACAAGAAGACAAAGAAGACAAAGACAAAGCUGGCUCGGUUCCGCAUCAACACGGCCUCGGACACGUACCAGCGCCUCUUCUCGACGCAUGUCAUCGCCAAGACCGCACCCAUUGCCCCUGCCACCCUGGAGAUCGACCUGGCCAUCGAGACGCUCUUCAGCCUACAACCAGACUGGCGCGCCAACACAUUUUCGCCCGUCGUCCGUGACAUGGUCAGCCAUUCGCCCAUCUGUGCCGACCCGACGCGCGACUACUACAUCGACCUCGAGCAGCUCGACCAUGCCGGCACAGACUGGCACUGGACCAUCCACAGCAUCGGCACGUCCUCUUCCGACGACAACAAGCAUGCCGACGGCCUCAUCCACAUGUAUGCAUCUUCCGAUCCGGCACUGCUUCGUGAAUUCGGCCGCUUCGAGCGUCUCGUCAGCCAUGCCCAGUGUGAGGCCGUUCUGGCCUGGGGACCGGCCGACGAAGGCGUCGAGGCCAUCCAGGGCCUCCGCAAUGUGUACCGGGCCUUUGACGAAGUGGUCGACUUUGGGCCUGUCUACCGUGGCGUGCACUACAUCGUCGGCCGCGGCAACGGUGAGAGUGCCGAGAGUGCCGGGGUCGUCCAGAGACGCCACGCCGGCAAUACCUGGCUGGACGUGCCCCAAGCCGACGCGUAUGGUCAAGUGGCCGGCAUGUAUGUCAACCUGCUGACCGAUAUCCCGGCCAGCGACAUGUUUGUCGCCACCGGGCUCGAGCUGGUCAUGCGCUCACCCGACGUGCAGCCGGCCACAGAUGGCGACGAAAACGGCCCGGGUCUCUGGCAUGUGCUGGCUCGUCACUCCCGACAGGCCGAAGGGAAGACGUACACAACCGACAUCUUCGUCUUUGAUGCCUCCACCGGUGCCCUGGCCGAGGUCAUCUUGGGCCUGGUCUACGUCCGUGUUCCCAAGGCCACGAUGAGCAAGGUUCUGCAGCGGGUCACAGUCGACAAGUCGUUUGUGCGAGAAACCCGAUUUUCUUCCAUCGUCGGGGCUACAGCGACAACAUCGCCACCGGUCAGUCGUCCAAAGAAGACAGCAAAGCGAAACAAGACAAAGUCUGGCCCGCGCGAUAUCACAGACGAGGUCUGCGCUGUCGUGGCCGACGUCUCCGGCAUCGCGGUCAGCGAUAUGACUCUCGACAGUGAGAUGGGCGACCUCGGCAUUGAUUCUCUGAUGGGCAUGGAGUUGGCGCGCGAGAUCGAAAACACCUUUCACUGCACGCUCGACCGUGCCGAAACGGUCAUGGUCACCUGUCUUGGCCAAUUUGUCACCUGUGUAUCAAAUGCUCUGGUGAAGGCUGGAAUGGAAGAGGGCGAAGAGAAGGACGAAGACGACGACGACGACGACGAUGACAAUGCCGGCAGCAACACGUCAACCGAUGCAGACUCUGGUGGCGAAUACACAACAGAUACAGCUUCGGGUAGCACGACUCCGGUGGACGACUCGGGCCUGGUAAGUGGAUCACCUACUCCUGGCUCCCUCCCAGUCCCAGUCCCACCGGCAAAAGUGAUUGACAGAGGCGAUGUGGCAGCCCGCGAAGCGGAAGCACUACGACUAGUCGCAACGUUCACCGAUGGCUGGGAGUCUCCCGCACUUGCUGCUGCGGAGAGUGCUACGGUCCGUUCUGGCAGCCGUGGAGCUGUCGUGGUCGUCACCGGUGCGUCUGGAAGCCUCGGAUCGCACAUUGUUCAGGCUGUCGCCGAGAGACCCGAUGUUGCCACCGUUGUUUGUAUCAACCGUCCUGUGAGCUCUGUGUCGGCCGAAAAGCGUCAAGAAGAGGCAUUUUCUUCCAGAGGCAUCCAUCUGUCGGCUGCUGCACGCCACAAGAUCCGCGUCUAUGGCACUGAUGCCUCCAAGCGACAGCUCGGCCUGUCCGACCACGAGUACGGCUGGCUGGCCCGACACGGCACCCACAUUGUCCACAACGCUUGGCCCAUGAGCGCGACGCGGCCCCUCAGCGCCUUCGCUCCCCAGCUCCAGACCAUGCGCAACCUGCUGGACCUGGCCCGGGAUAUGGCCACCGGCCUCGAGCCGCGCCGGAUCGGCUUCCAGUUCAUCUCCUCCAUCGGCGUGACCGGCUUCGCGGCUGCGUCCCCUGUGCUGGAACAGGCGAUGCCGAUGGAUGCCGUGAUGCCGAGCGGCUACAACGAGGGCAAGUGGGCCUGCGAACGCAUGCUCACGGUCACGCUGCGUCGCCACCCGACACUCUUUCGGGCCAUGGUGGCACGGCCAGGCCAGAUUUCCGGCUCGACCGUGAGCGGCUUCUGGAAUCCGGUAGAGCAUCUGGCGUUUCUCCUCAAGAGCGCGCACACUCUCGGAGCAUUGCCCGAUCUGCGCGGCGUUCUGCACUGGCUGCCCGUCGACCGGUCCGCUCACGUCAUGGUCGACCUGCUCAACAUCGACAACCGGGCCGAUGCCACAGAGGCGUAUCCGGUGUACCACGUGGACAACCCUGUCGGCCAGCCCUGGAAAGACGUGCUGGCGGUCCUGGCAGAUGCUCUGGGUGUCCCUCGCGAUGGCAUCGUUCCCUUUUCCACAUGGAUCCAGCGGGUUCGCCAAUCGUCGCUGUCCACGUCGGAAAAUCCAGCCAUGUUCGUACUCGGCUUCUUGGAGGGUCAUUUUGAGCGCAUGGCUUGCGGUGGCAUUGUUUUGGACACACAACGAUCGAGCGAGCACUCCAAAACCAUGGCUACAGAGGGUCCGGUGCAGGCUGAGGUGGUGCGGUCUGUGGAGCACGAGAGCCGGGGCGAUCGACAGUUCGUAACCAGUGCCGAGUACGCGUCAGAGACGUCCAAGCUCAAGGUGACGCGGCUGGCACACUAUCAACAAGCCGAUACGAUGAAGAUCCCACGCUCUGCUCUGCUGCUCGGUGCUGGUGCCGUUGGUGUCAUCGCCGACGUGCACGAGCUGAUUGUCGGCACCUUUGGAACCGACUCGCUGUACACGCUCGUCUUUGACGAUGUCUCGCUGGCUCUCCAUCUUACCGGCAACACGACAACGACCGGCGCCAGCUCCUGGAUUGCUCUCAGCCACGACAAGAAGCAUCUCUACGGCACGUCGUUCACGUCGUCGUCGCCAGCCUUUAUCAGCUACUCGCUUGCCGGAGCCACCAACAUCACGCUCGACACGACCGUCGACGCCGGCGGCAACUGCACGGGCAAGGCCAUCUACGUCGUCGCGGCCGAGCGGGCGCCCUACAGCGUGUACGGCUCCUUUUUCGGCGGCAGCGCUGGCUGUGGAGCGGUGCUGUCGGUUGACGAGGACGGCGCGCUCGCGGCGGCCGUGCAGAACUUCACGUACGCCAGCGGCUCCGGCGUGCACGGGCUGGCGUUGGCGCCGUCGGGGCCGUUCCUGUACUCGGCCGACGACAGCGGCAACCAGAUCUGGACGCACCACAUCGACAACAGCACGGGCGCGGUGUCUGUCGUGGGCCACCUGAGCAGCCCGGCGACUGGAUCUGAUCCGCGUCACGUGACUGUCCAUCCCAGUGGCCAGUACCUGUAUGUAGUGCUGGAGGGGACCAGCAAGGUGGCCGUGUAUGCGCUGGACGGGACAACGGGCCUGCCGACGGCGACGAACGUGACGUACUUGCUGCUGCCAUCAGGCGAAGACGCGGCCGACUAUUGGGCCGACGAGGUGGCGCUGUCGACCAGCAGCCGGUACCUGUGGGCGAGCAACCGGGCGCGGUCCAGCGACAGCACCGGCUACCUCUCGGCUUUCCGGCUGAGCGCGGGAGGAACGGUGCAGUCGCAGCUCUUCCUCGUGCCGACAACGAGCAGCGGCGGGGCGGCCAACAGCGUGGCGCCCAGCGGGUUCUCCGACCGGUUCGUCGCGCUGACAGACAGCUCGGCAGGCUUUGUGGAGAUCUGGGAGAUGGCGGCAAAUGGGACGACGGCGAGUCCGGUCGCGCACAUCGACCUGGCCGACGGGGGGUGUUGUGCGAACGCGUGCGUGCACUGGCUUUAG